AUGGAUGCCCCAGAUGAGACCUCGAGAGCCCCCUCACAGGAGCCGGAGAAUCCAAAUUGCUAUUUGGUACAUAGUCUCCUUAAUACCAUCCCGGUAACAGAGCUCGAGAGCCCUGUACUACCCGAAGAUUCACCAGUUGUUACCUCGCAAACGCUGGUUUAUUCAACCGUUUUAGAUCCGCUGGAGCAGAACCUCAUCUUGCGAUAUCUACAUUCAAGAUGCCACUCUUGGAAUCGUCUUCAGACAGAAGGAUAUGUUCUUGGUUCCGGUCCCCAUGAAGUCAAGAGAACCCCAUCCAAAGCGUCCAUUGAAAUCUAUGACUUUCGCAGCCCACCUCAUACCAACAUACAAGCAGCGGGAAGGAUCAAUGCAAUAGCAAUUGACUGUGAGAUGGUUGGAGUCAGAAAGGGUUGCCAAACGCUCGCUUUUAUUAGUGCUAUCAAUUUCUUGACAGGCGAAGUGCUCAUAAGUCGCUUUGUUGAUCCAGUCGAGGAUGUGGUUGACUGGAGGACUAAGUUCAGUGGCAUAACAAAGACCAUUAUGGCCAGCGCGAUUAUCUCCGGCGCAGCAUUUAGAAGCUGGAGAGAGGCGCGUGACAAAUUAUGGGAGUAUAUGGACGACUCAACUAUCUUGGUCGGUCAUUCUCUCAACCAUGAUCUCGAAGUACUAGGCAUGUUCCAUGCGAAAGUUGUUGACUCUGCCAUCUUGACUGCUGAGACUGUUUUCCCUUCCAUCAUACCGACGAAGCGAUUGACCCGCAUGUGGGGGCUGAAAAGACUUGCGAAGGACCUCUUGAACCUGGAUAUACAGACUAGCAAUCGUGGGCACAAUGCUUUGGAAGACUCAUAUGCAGCACGAGACAUUGUUAUCUGGUGUAUCAGAAACCCGGAGGAGCUCAAAUUAUGGGCAGAAAAUGCUCGACACCAAGAGGAAGAGCGCAAGGCCGCACAAAGUCGAAAUAGACAUGGCAAGGGCAGGUCCAAGGGGAAGUUGCCUACCAUCCGUUCUACUCAAAACUGGGAAUACGAUUCUGAAAAUGAUGAUUAUUCGGAAGGAUUUAGAUUGUCUGAUCUCGCGGAGGAGUUAGGAUGGCCUCAAGGAUAUGAUCCUUGGUCUGAUUGA
Molecule: messenger RNA, 1122 nt
Organism: Penicillium antarcticum
Lineage: Eukaryota; Fungi; Ascomycota; Eurotiomycetes; Eurotiales; Aspergillaceae
Product: 3'-5' exonuclease
Exons: 2
Coding region: 1-1122 (373 amino acids)
Biological process (GO): ribosomal large subunit assembly; rRNA processing
Cellular component (GO): nucleus
Molecular function (GO): nucleic acid binding; exonuclease activity
Source: RefSeq, a predicted model, not a curated record